Messenger RNA from Momordica charantia (bitter melon), 381 nucleotides. Its product is annotated as low temperature-induced protein lt101.2. The record is from RefSeq and is a predicted model, not a curated record. Lineage: Eukaryota; Viridiplantae; Streptophyta; Magnoliopsida; Cucurbitales; Cucurbitaceae. Gene Ontology annotation, cellular component: membrane.
UCAGCAGCGCCCAAAAUCUCCCUGCUUCUGGUUUUGGCGUCCACACAGAGAGAGAGAAUCAUGGGUUCUGAGACUUUUGUGGAGAUCAUACUGGCAAUUCUUCUACCACCUGUUGGAGUUUUCCUUCGCUAUGGCUGUGGGGUAGAGUUCUGGAUCUGUUUGUUGCUGACCAUAUUGGGAUACAUACCUGGAAUCAUAUAUGCAAUAUAUGUGCUAGUUGGAUAGAGCUUUUUUUUUUUUUGUUUCAUGUCUUUUUUCUUGGGGAGAAGACAAGAAAGUGUAGUUUUGUGGAUGUUUCUUUGCAAUUUUUAGCUUGUACAAAGUUGUUGGAAUAUAAUCAAAUGUUGAGAAGAAGUGAUCCCAUCUUCUGUGUUUGUGGUU